UGGAGAGCUUCCUCUAGAUGGGACUCAGGAUACACUUGUCGACGUCUUAACACAAUCUUGAAUUAAUUAAAGACAACGCGUAUCAGACACGUGGAGUCCAAACUAAGCGACACGGAUAAAUCCAAUACAUCGUGUGUGUACUACGCCCAGAAACUGUGUUCACUGUCACUCUGCGUCAAACCAAAGCAAGAAACCGCAUGAGAUCUUCUUCUUCCAUUCCCUUCUUUCUCUUCCUCUUCUGCGCCCUCUUCACUCUUCCACGAUCAUCUGCUGUCUGUUCCGAAUACGAUCACGUGUCAAUGGCCACCAAGCUCGGAGGCAUCCGCGAUUCCCAAGGGUUUCAGAACUCCCUCGAAAUCGACGCCCUUGCCCGUUUCGCCGUCGAUGAGCACAACAACAAACAGAAUGCGCUUCUGGAGUUUGGAAGGGUGGUGAAAGCACAGGAACAGGUUGUUGCUGGUUCCAUGCAUCAUCUUACUCUUGAGGCCAUUGAUGGGGGUGAAAAGAAGAUCUAUGAAGCCAAGGUCUGGGUGAAAUCCUGGUUGAACUUCAAAGAACUCCAAGAGUUCAAGGAAGUUGCUGGUGAUGCACCAUUGUUUACCACUUCAGAUCUUGGUGUCAAAAAAGAUGGCCACAAACCAGGAUGGCAAUCUGUGCCCAUAGACGACCCUCAAGUUCAGGAUGCAGCAAAUCAUGCUAUCAAGACCAUCCAGCAGAGGUCUAAUUCACUAGUGCCCUAUGAGCUUCAUGAGGUUGCUGAUGCCAAGGCCGAGGUUAUCGAUGAUGUUGCCAAGUUUAAUAUCCUUCUCAAGCUCAAGCGUGGGGAGAAGGAAGAGAAGUUCAAGGUAGAGGUACACAAGAAUAAUGAAGGGAGCUUCCACCUAAAUCAGAUGGAACAAGAUCAUUCCUAAUCCUGAUUUGAAGCUUGAUCAUAUGGAAGCAACUAGCAAAAUGUAGGAGACCCGGUUGACUUCUACAUUUGUACUUUAUCUUGAUGUAUGGAUGUAUGUAUGACUCACAUAAAUAGUACUUAUCUGAUAUUGCUCGUAUUAUUUAGAGUAUGUAUGUGUUUGUAUAAAUGUUGGGUGAAUGUAAAUUUUUACCCAAUUCAACCCCUCA
This is a messenger RNA of Lotus japonicus, 1119 nucleotides long. Its product is annotated as cysteine proteinase inhibitor 12. The coding region runs from base 198 to 911 and encodes 237 amino acids. NCBI's taxonomy places the organism in Eukaryota, Viridiplantae, Streptophyta, Magnoliopsida, Fabales, Fabaceae. The record is from RefSeq and is a predicted model, not a curated record. Gene Ontology annotation, molecular function: cysteine-type endopeptidase inhibitor activity. The transcript is spliced from 4 exons.